UAUACGGGAAAAACAAUAUUUAGAUAAGAGGACGGAUAAAAUAUGUUUCUGACCAACUAUUUCAGCUGCAACAGAUAAUCAAGUCAUCAGGAAAUAAUGAAUAAUUUGUAAGGAGAGCAGCAGAUUUGACCAAGAAACACUGAACAGACUGGACGAGAAUGGAUGAGAUAAUAGAAUUAUCCAACUGUCAUGAGCAAGGUAUCAGUCUUUCUGACUGUCCUAACCUGAGAAUUGUCCUGAUUGGAGUGACAGAAUCUGGGAAAAGUGCUGUUGGUAAUGCCAUUCUGGGCAAGAAAGCCUUUGAUGAGGUCGGUGUAAAGACCCGGAUGAGUUUCCCGUGCCAGGGUCUUGUGAGAGGACAGGAGGUGCUGGUGGUUGACACCCCAGGUUGGGAAUGGUUCAAUGUCAAUGGCUCCUCUGCAUCAGUAUGGUCAGUGAAGAAGGAGAUAAUGAGGAGUAUGAGUCUGUGCCAGCCUGGCGCCCAUGCCCUGCUGCUGGUGGUGCCGCUGUCAUUCUCGUUCUCCCAGCGUGAACGUCGUGCCGUGGAGGAACAUGUAGAGCUGUUCGGUCCAGAAGCCUGGAGUUACAGCUUAGUCCUCUUCACCAUCUUAGACAGAAAGCAGUUACGUGGCUCCACCUUAAAGCAAGAAGUGAAGUUGAACGUGGAGCUGAACAGGCUGGUUGAGAAAUGCGGAGGCCGUUUCCAUGCUCUGUACAGCAAUCGCAAAGCAGGGGAGGACCAGGUGGCCGGUCUUCUGACUAAGAUCAAGACAAUGAUGGAUACCAAUGAAGAGUCUAUGAUCUCCAGUGAGAAGGUGUUGGAACAGGCCAGAGAAAUGGAGAAAGAAGAGGUGAGAAAAUUGAAGGAAGAGCUUAAGAGAGAUGAGCAAAUACAACAAGUGAGAGAAGCAAUGAAGGCAAAGCAGUUAAGAAGGUCGAGAAGGAGAACGGACCAACACACACUGGAUGAAACGGAACAGAAACACUCAGCUAGGUACAGUACCAGCAGUGACCAGCCUCUCAGUGACAGAAGUACAUUUCUGCAAAGCUGCAAACAACAGUGAACGUUGGAAAAGCACCUCACUUAAAACACCAUUAUCCACCACUGCAACUUCCACAACUCACCACCAGAGGCCAUCAUAACUUCGCAUCUGAACCUGAUCCAGUCAGCACAGUUAUAACAACCUGUGAUAUUAAAGCAACUUACAAAUGAGGAACAUAAACUUCUUUUUUUCUUAACCUUUUUUAACACUUAAAAACUCAGUCAUAAUAUAUGUUGCAAUGUUUUGCAUUUAAACUUUCCUUGCUGUGAAAAUACUCUGUAAAGGUAAACGAAUAUAUGUUUUAUAUAUCAAAUAUCAUAAUAUAUCAAAUUUUUAAAAAUGUUUAGUGUGUAUAAUGUGUUUGUGCAAUCCACAACAUUUUGCUCCUUUUUUGCUAGUUGUGGGGUUUUAAAAACAUUUGUUUUAAUAAUGUUUAAAUACUGAAAUGUGUGUGUGCGUUUAGAUAAAUUCAGUAUGCAAAAGUUGCCUGUGCUUCUUAUUUUUUUCUGCUUGUCUUUGAUGAGGAGCAUUUUGCAAGAUGUGACAUUUGUAAUCAUUCCUUUGCUGAAAUCAGUCUGUGGCUUUCAGAAUUUCCCUUCAUGCUUAUACACCCAUUUUAUCAUAUCACUUGAUCUGUCAAUUUUUAACUGAAGCACGUGAACCUCCCACCACUCCAAGA
Labeo rohita (rohu) is the source of this 1722-nucleotide messenger RNA. Its product is annotated as GTPase IMAP family member 4. Lineage: Eukaryota; Metazoa; Chordata; Actinopteri; Cypriniformes; Cyprinidae. The record is from RefSeq and is a predicted model, not a curated record. Bases 159 to 1064 code for a protein of 301 amino acids. The transcript has 3 exons. Gene Ontology annotation, molecular function: GTP binding.